AUGUCUGAUCGGAUCUUCUAUAUUCACUCUAACUUGUCCUCUGUCCCCUGGGAGGGCAGCACAGCAGCAGUGGCUCCCAUUUCUCCUCCUACACCUGGUCACUACCAUGUCCUCUACCGAGGGUGUGGAGAAACCCAGGUGGGCUGGCAUGGGGAGACAUACUGCCUGGUUGGUGGCUACCGGGCCUAUGGGGAUGCUCCUGUGGCCACCCCUGCAAAGGUGGAAGCAGAGAAGCCAGUCCCCAGCCACACUCCCAAGAGACGGCGAACUCUGGCAGAGUCGGUCAAAGACCUAGGUUGCUCCAGCCCCAAAAUUCGGCAAUUGCAGCACGGUGGCAGAAGGUUAACCCCACAGAAGCUUGCUGGUUGAGCCACUCUUUAGAGAGGGCAAACGUCAAACUGCCUACGUCAGCUAAUGCCUCUUCCUGCAGUGACCCCUACUGCCCACUACUGGAGAUUAGAACCUGUGCUGCUCUGUCUGAGACUUCCUCAACCAGGAGCUUCUUUCCAUACUAAUUAGCCAUAAGCAAGGAGCCUCAGAAACAGAUCUGAAAUGAGAGUCUGCUCUGAACAUCCCAGGGCUGAAGCUGGCCUGGAAGAAAACCUGAUGUUCCUCUGCUCAAUCCUGGGGAGUCCCUUCUGGGGCAGAAGAAAGAAAAGUCUGCAAGCUGAGGAGGAUCCAGGAGCGGAGACAGGGUGCACAGUGGUCUUAGCAGGGCCCAGUCUACCCCUGGGGCUCCUGCCCUGAGUCAUUGCCAGUGACCACCAAUACAAACCAAGGGAAGCCGGGCUUUUUGAAACUAAAAGAAGCAAUCGGUGGCUACCCAAGGAGCCUCCUGCCUCAAGAGGAAAUAUGAAGAGACCCAGAAAGACCUGCUCCCUGGAGCAAGAACAGGAUAGAGAGUGGAGCAGCACCCACCCAACCCCAUCCUGUCCUGAAGCUCAUGUGUUCCUUUAUUCCUAGCCCUUUCUG
This is a messenger RNA of Vicugna pacos (alpaca), 972 nucleotides long. It is a transcript of the gene DPEP2NB, whose product is annotated as DPEP2 neighbor. NCBI's taxonomy places the organism in Eukaryota, Metazoa, Chordata, Mammalia, Artiodactyla, Camelidae. The record is from RefSeq and is a predicted model, not a curated record.